Molecule: messenger RNA, 1214 nt
Organism: Microtus oregoni (creeping vole)
Lineage: Eukaryota; Metazoa; Chordata; Mammalia; Rodentia; Cricetidae
Gene: Bri3bp
Product: BRI3 binding protein
Exons: 3
Coding region: 98-853 (251 amino acids)
Cellular component (GO): mitochondrion
Source: RefSeq, a predicted model, not a curated record
GGCGCGCCCACGCGGUGCGGCCCGGAGCCCUCGGUGGCCGUGCGCUCCGCCUUCUCCCCUCCACCCCAUCCCCAAGACCCUCUUCCCGAAGCCGAGCAUGGGUGCGCGCGCGUCCCAGGAGCCCCGGGUCCGGGUCGGCCUGCGACUGCUGCUGCUAUUUCUGCUCCUGGCAGUGAUGCUGCUGGCGCUGGUGGCCCCUGGCGCGCAGGGGGCUCGGGGCCGCGGGGCUGCGGAUAAGAACAGCCACCGGCGCUCGGCCAGCACCUUCUCGCAGAGCGUGAGCAGCCUGUUUGGAGAGGACAACGUGCGCGCGGCUCAGAAGUUACUGUCCAGGCUGACUGAGCGGUUCGUGCAGGGCGUGGACAUGUUCGUGGAGACAGUAGGGAAAGUUUGGAUGGAGCUCUUGGAAGUCCUUGGACUUGAUGUGUCCAACCUGUCACAGUACUUCAGCCCAGCCUCCGUGUCCAACAGUCCCACCCGGGCCCUGGUGCUGGUUGGUGUGGUCCUCCUGGCCUACUGGUUCUUGUCUCUGACCUUGGGUUUCACCUUUAGCCUCCUGCACCUGGUGUUUGGUCGCUUCUUCUGGCUCGUACGUGUCAUCCUGUUUUCCAUGUCCUGUGUGUAUAUUCUGCAUAAGUACGAGGGUGAGCCUGAGCACGCUGUGCUGCCGCUCUGCCUUGUCGUGGCCGUCUACUUUAUGACGGGGCCCAUGGGCUACUGGAGAGGCAGUCCCAGUGGCCUUGGCAGCCCCAGUGUAGAGGAGAAGCUGGAGCACCUGGAGAACCAGGUGAGAUUGCUCAACAUCCGCCUCAACAGGGUGCUGGAGAAUCUUGACCACUCCAAGGACAAGUGAAGGUCAGUUGCCCGGACAUCUAAGGGCACCAGCCAUAGUGAUGUCAAAAGACAACAGAAGAAGAAGAAGAAAAAAACAGCCGGCAGCCAAACCCCAAUCCUCCCAAUAAACCGAGCAAGAAUGCCACACCUGGUAUUUCCCACUGUGUGUCAACCUUAAGACCCACUGGAGGAGAAAGAACUUAUGUAGGAUAGAACUUAAUCAGAGUGUUGCUGGUGGGAAAAAUGUAUUUUUUGAACAAUGGAUAUACCCCUAUUAACUGUGUAGUCAGAGAAAUUUAUCUGCAUAGAAUAUAAAGUUGAUUUCCUCCCCAACAUUUAAAUCUUUUGUAAGGUUUUUAAAUAAAGGCAGAUCCAGUCAA